Sceloporus undulatus (fence lizard) is the source of this 4441-nucleotide messenger RNA. Its product is annotated as zinc finger protein 271-like. Bases 347 to 3013 code for a protein of 888 amino acids. The transcript has 7 exons. Gene Ontology annotation, molecular function: DNA-binding transcription repressor activity, RNA polymerase II-specific; RNA polymerase II cis-regulatory region sequence-specific DNA binding. The record is from RefSeq and is a predicted model, not a curated record. NCBI's taxonomy places the organism in Eukaryota, Metazoa, Chordata, Lepidosauria, Squamata, Phrynosomatidae. Gene Ontology annotation, biological process: negative regulation of transcription by RNA polymerase II.
AAAGUGGGUUCUGGAGGACACAGAAGAAGAAAGAGGAGGAGGCGAGAGGGAAGGGACCCACUCCCUCGUCCCCUUUUUCUAUGGAGAGAGAAGCCUUGGACGGUCAGCCCCCUUUUGUCUGUGUUAAUUAGUUCUAUGUACAGCGCUGUGUACAUUGACAGUGCUAUAGGAAGAAAGCUUAGUACUAAGAAGGUCUAGGAUGGGGGAGACCUGGCUGAACGAGGCUUAUGCGCCUGGAAGGGAUCUGGGAGUCCCAGUGGGCCACCAGUUGAACGAGAAUCUGGCAAAAAUUGGAAAAUAAAUCUUCUUUAUCUCUUUGGAAUCUGCCUGUGAGCAGCAGUCAAAAAUGCAAAGACAAGACUUCACUGGGCAGGAACUGGGAAAAAUCCCUACUACCAUUAAGGUAGAAAGCAAUGGAGCAUUCUGGGAAAGAACCAGACCAAGGACCCUUGGGGAAGAUAAGUUCCUUUCAGAAGGACAGCGCCAACGCUUCAGGCAAUUCUGCUAUAAGGAGACGGAGGGGCCUCGAGAGGCCUGUAGCCAACUGCACAGUCUCUGCCAUCAGUGGCUGAAGCCAGAGAGGCACACGAAGGCUGAAAUCCUGGACCUGGUGGUGCUGGAGCAGUUCCUGAGCAUCCUUCCUCAAGAGAUGGAGAGCUGGGUGAGGGAAUGUGGAGCAGAGACCAGUUCCCAGGCGGUGGCCCUGGCAGAGGGCUUCCUCCUGAGUCAGGCGGAAGAGGUGAAACGGGAGGAGCAGCAGGACUUGUCUGUGGAAGAGACAGCUGAAGUGGAGAUGUGUCCUUUUGAGUCCAAGUGGAUUAAGCAGGACAUGGAGGGUAUUUCUGUUUCAGAGGGAGAUGGAGUAAGGAGACAGCCAACACAUACUGGCUCAUCUCCUGACUGUGAUGCUCUUGAAUCAGCCUCAGUCAGCCUGGAUCAGGUAACCUUUGAAGAGAUUGCUGUGUACUUUACUGAAGAAGAGUGGACUCUGCUGGAACCAGGCCAAAGGGUCCUUCAUACAGAAGUAAUGGCAGAGAUUUUGCGGCUUGUGUGCUCUCUAUAUGAUAUUGAGCAAAUAGAUGAGAAUGAGGAGGCACCACAUAGGCUGUGGUCCAAAGCAGCCAGAAAUAAACAGAUGGAAGAAAAUGGCAAAAGCAGUGGCCCUAAAACAAAGAGGAGGAACAGAGCAUCUGGUUUUCAAGGUUUUGAUUUCUGUGGAAUCACAGUGCAAGAAACAAUGCAUAAAGUGAAGCAAAGGAAGAAAUGCAUUUGUCUCUUCUGUGGGAGAAGAUUCAGUUGUAGACAAAGCCUUAAUUGUCACACAAAAACUCACACAAGAGGAAAACCAUUUAAAUGCUUGACAUGUGGAAAGGGUUUCAAUCACAAAAUAAACCUCAAUUAUCAUAAAGCAUCUCAUACAGGAAAGAAACUAUUUAAAUGCCUGAAGUAUGGGAAAAGUUUCAGUCACAAACCAUGUCUCCCAUAUCAAAGAAUUCGUGCAGGGAAGAAACAGUUAAAAUCCUGGGAGUGUGGAAAGAGCUUCUGUCAGAAGAUGUCGCACCUCAUUUAUCAUCAAGUAACUCAAAGAGGAGAGAAACCAUUUAAAUACUUGGAGUGUGGAAAGAGUCUUGAUCAGAAAACAAGCCUCACUUCUCAUCUAAGAAUUCAUAUAGAGGAAAAACCCUUUAAGUGCUUGGAGUGUGGAAAGAGCUUCUGGUGGAAGACACAUCUCAGUAAUCAUCAAGUAACUCAUAGAGAGGAGAAACCAUUUAAAUGUUUAGAAUGUGGAAAGAGCUUCAGUCAGAAGACACACCUCAUUUGUCAUCUAAGAAUUCAUACGGGGGAGAAACCCUUUAAAUGCUUGGAAUGUGGAAAGUGUUAUCGUAGAAAGGAUGGCUUAACUUUUCAUCAGAGAAGUCAUACAGGGGAGGAAAAACCAUUUAAAUGCUUGGAGUGUGGAAAGAGCUUCUAUCGGAAGGGGGAACUAACUUGUCACCACAGAGUUCAUACAGGAGAAAAACCAUUUAAAUGCUUGCAAUGCGGAAAGAGUUAUGAUCAGCUGUCACGCCUUACUUCUCAUCAAAGAGUUCAUACAGGAGAAAAACCAUUUAAAUGCUUGCAAUGUGGAAAAAGUUUCACGCACAAGACAGGCCUCAAUCAUCAUCAAGCAACACACAUAGAGGAGAAACCAUUUAAGUGCUUGGAGUGUGAAAAAAGCUUCCGUUCUAGGACAGACUUCACUCGUCAUCAAAGAGUUCAUACAGGGGAGAGGCCAUUCAAAUGCUUGGAGUGUGGAAAGAGAUUCCUUCGCAAUGUAGACCUCACCUGUCAUCAAAGAAUUCAUACAGGAGAAAGACCAUUUGAGUGCUUAAUGUGUGGAAAGACCUUCAGUCAGAAGGGAGCCUUCAAUUGUCAUCAAAGAGUCCAUACAGGAGAGAAACCAUUUAAAUGCUUGGAGUGUGGAAAGAGCUUUGCUCAGAAGUCAGUCCUCAUUUGUCAUGUAAAAAUUCAUACAGGGGACAAACCAUAUAAAUGCUUGGAGUGCGGAAAGAGCUUCUAUCGGAAGAGUGACUUCACUUGCCAUCUAAGAAUUCAUACAGGGGAAAAGCCAUUUAAAUGCUUGGAAUGUGGUAAGAGUUUUUAUAAGAAGAAACUUCUCACUUACCAUAAAGGAACUCAUACAGGGGAAAAACCAUUUAAAUGCUUGGAGUGUGGAAAGAGCUACUGUCGAAAAGAUAGCUUGACUCUUCAUCAAAGAAGUCAUACAGGAGAGGAGAAACCCUUUAAAUGCUUGGAGUGUGGGAAAUGCUUCACUCAGAAGGCAAACCUCAUUUGCCAUCAAAGGAUUCAUACAGGGGAGACACCAUUUAAAUGCUUGGAGUGUGGAAAGAGCUACACUCAGAAGUCACAUCUCAUUUAUCAUCAGAGAAUCCAUACAGGGGAGAAACCCUUUAAAUGUGUUGUAUAUGGGAAAAGUUUCUAUUGUAGGGCAGACUUCACUCAGCAUAAAUGAAUUAAUACGGGGUGUCUUCCUGUCAUCAUAAAUGCCUUCCCAUCAUCAAAGAAUUCAUAUAGGAGAGAAACCAUUUAAAUGUUUGGAGUAUGGAAAGGACUUCAGUAAGAAGAUACAGCUCAGUUAUCAUAAAGCAUCUCACACAGAGAAAUACCAUUUAAACGUUCAGAGUACUGAAAAACCUCCAGUCAGAAGUCAUACCUCACCCAUCAUCAAAAAAAUCAUAUAAGAGGGAAAUCAUUUAAAAGCUUGGAGAGGGGAAAGAGUUUUAUGCAGAACAUAUAGCUCACUUAUCAACAAGGAACAUACACUGCAGAAUAGCACUUGAGUGUGGGGUAGGCACACUGCAGAACCCAGGGAGCAAGACUACCAGAUAUUCAUCUCUUUUGGAGCUCCUGAGGGCUUCAGCGUGCUGUCCUGGCUGUCAUUUUGGGCUACCAGAAGUGAUACUGCCUUCCUGCAUUUGGGGAAAGCUCUUGCUGCUUUGGGUUGUCAAACAUGCAGAAAACAACUUACCAAGUUUUUAACUUUUUAAAAGUCUUUUUUGGUUUUGGCCAUAAGAUGUGGUGCCAGGGGUGUGGUGUCACUGGAGCCAGUCAGAGUCAUAAAGACCAAGGCUCACAUUUGACCUUUAGGCCACAUGAUUCCCACCACUUAUUUAAAUUCUUGGUGUCCAAAAAAAAAACUUCUUAAGGAAGAUAGACCUAACCAAAGAGGAAGGCCAUUUAAUACCAGGUACUGUAUGUAGAAAAAGCAGUAGUAGGGGAAGCUCACUUAUUUCAUGUAAUGAAAGACCAGCAUUUUAGUCAUUGAGAAGGCUAGUGGUCAAUUUAAAAUACCGGUAUUAUUUUAUUUCCAUUUUAUUUGAAUUGUUGUAAACUAUAAAAAUCUCUUUUAAUGGCAGGUUUUUACAUUUUAAAACAAAUCAUUUUUAAAGUUUUUAUCUUGUGAGAUGCCCUGGGGACCCUUUUUUGGGAGAAAGGGACAUAAAAAUGAAAUAAAUAAAAAUAAAAUCUAAAUAAAGGUUAAAUGUCAUUGGAAUAGAAUUACAGUAAGAGACACAUAAGCAUUUCAAGUUUUGGUAUAUUGGAUAGUGCACAAUUAUUAGUAAUCCACAAUUAUUAUUAUUAUUUUUAUUAUUAUUAUCACAAUUAUUUAAUAUUACUCAAUAAAUGAGAGGUAGUAGUUAUUAGAAGCAGACAAUAACAAACAUGGAAUGCCUACUGAGGAUAUUAAGGAACAAAGUACAAAAGCAAAGUUAGAGCUGAAUAUUAGGAAAAGCAAUGACCCUGGAAGAUUUACUUUAAAGCAAGAGCCAUCACUUCUUUAACUAGCUUCAAAACGGAGUUGAAAACCAUCCUGUUCAGAGAAGCCUUCCCAGGCAUUGCAUAAUUGUCGCUUACCAUCUGAUGUUCUUUUAGUGCCUGU